Messenger RNA from Dovyalis caffra, 315 nucleotides. The record is from the annotation of a GenBank genome assembly. NCBI's taxonomy places the organism in Eukaryota, Viridiplantae, Streptophyta, Magnoliopsida, Malpighiales, Salicaceae.
AUGGCAGAGAUGACACUGACGCGUUUCUUCUUCAAGCGAGGUUCUUGCUACUGUUGGUCACAGUCUACCAUAGAAAGCUGUGUUUUCCAUAGAUCUCGUGUACACAAACAAAAUAUCCAUGAGUUUAGUCGGGAUUCGGGAUGGAAGAUGAUGUAUAUGGUUGCAUCGGCUCAAAAGGAGAACUUCAACAUCUUCGGCAUGGAUUCUACUCCAUCUUCUGAUGUAAUAAGUGUUGGGAAUAUAAGGGUUUGGUCCGAUGGUAAGAGUUCUGGACUUGCAAUGAAGGGUAAGAGCUGGAGAGACCUGAAAGGCUGA